GCAAAGGGACAAGGGGAGGAGGCGCAAUAUAUACGCCAGAAGGAACAAGAACAGCUAGCCUCUCUACGUGCCAGAAGCAUGUUUGAGAAGAAGCCUGCGUCGAGCGAAAUGGACCGUGACUUCGAGGGCGGCUACGGGGGUCAGGAAGAUCUAGAGGACCGAUACGCAACUACAAGCGGAGAGCAUUGA
Heterobasidion irregulare TC 32-1 is the source of this 189-nucleotide messenger RNA. RefSeq lists its product as uncharacterized. NCBI's taxonomy places the organism in Eukaryota, Fungi, Basidiomycota, Agaricomycetes, Russulales, Bondarzewiaceae. The record is from RefSeq and is a predicted model, not a curated record. The transcript is spliced from 2 exons. The annotation marks the transcript as partial.